AACACCCAAAGCCUCACCAAAGGCUGCAACACCCAAAGCCUCACCAAAGGCUGCAACUCCCAAGGCCUCACCAAAGGCUGCAACUCCCAAGGCUUCACCAAAGGCUGCAACACCCAAGGCCUCACCAAAAGCUGCUACGCCUAAAACAGCCACUCCCAAGAAGACCCCUGUUAGAGUUACAUCGAGCAAAGCAACUCCUAAAUCAUCUAAAGGAAAGGCUGCCAUCCUUGUGGUGAGAAUUCCAUCUCCUCGCAAAUCUACAUCCCCCUUCAAACAGAGUCCAGGUCAAAAGAGACCUGCUCUUGAUGUAUCAAUGUCUGGAAUAGCUGACUUAUUCUCUACUCCUAAGGCUAAAACACCCACAAAGGCAGUCACACCCAAGGCUAAAACACCCACCCCUAAGAAGGCAGCCACACCCAAAGCAAAGACACCCACCCCCAAGAAGGCAGCCACACCCAAGGCAAAGACACCUACCCCCAAGAAGGCAGCCACACCCUCACCAGCACCCCCUAGUGCUAAGAAGUCUAGAGUUGAAGCUGACUUGGCUUCUCCACCAGUUGAAAUCAAGAAAGCUGUAGCCCUACGUGCCAUAUUAGGUAAAGCCGCAACACCAAAGCUGCCAAAGUCCAUGAAGACACCUAAACGUGUCACAUCCACAAAGAAAGCCACCCCAAAGAGGACCCCCAAAGCCAAGACAUGGUCUCAGAUUGUGAAGGGGGGUAUUGCUGCAACAGGCCCGGCUGCUAGGUCAGCUAAGAAGCUAGCUUUAAAAGCUCCUGCUAAACAACUGAAAACUACCAAGAAGACCCCACGUGGCAAGACUCCCAAGAAGACCCCCAGGGCUAAGCUCGGGGCUGCUGCUUCUACAGGACAUGCCGACUCACCUGCCACUAUAGUAAUCCAGCGUAAGAUCACCAAGACACCUGUGCAGCCAACACGCAAGGGACGCAAGACUCCAGCUAAACAGCCUUCAAAGUCAAACUUAGACGUGAGUUUCACUGGUGUUGGAGAUAUGUUAACCACCCCUAAAGGCAAGACCCCUAAGGGAAGGACCCCCAGUAAGACCCCCAAGGGAAAGACUCCUCUGACUCCUUAUUCUGAUCUACCAGCCACCCCAGAAGGACCAGGAGAGAUGUUUGUGUCACCACUAAGUGAGGGCACACCAAGCAGAUCUCGUCGAAGCAUUAAUCUCAGUGGAGUCAGGAACCUUCUCAAGACACCUAAAGCUCAGUCCUCUCCACAAUUGGCAGGUGUAAAAAAUAUGCUGACAUCCCCCAAAAGUCAGUCUUCUCCUCAGUUGGCAGGUGUUAAAAAAAUGCUGAAAUCCCCCAAAGUCAGCAAGACCCCCAGAAUGGCUGGCGUUAGAAAUAUGCUGAAGACCCCAAAACAGGCUAAAUCUCCGCAAGUAACUGGUGUCAAGGAACUUAUGAAGACUCCCAAAUCUCCCAGGGAAGCUGACUUGAGUGGUCUGAAAGAACUGAUGACAACUCCCAAGGCUAAGACCCCAGCUAAGAAAGCAGCAACUCCUGCAAAGGAGCCAACACCUAAGAAAGCAACACCAGCUAAGAAAGCCACACCUAAAGCUCCAGUCAAUAAGAGGAAGAGAGGAGCAAGUCCAGCUCCAGUACCAACUGCCAAGAAGGCCAGAAUUGAAGCGACUCCAGCAAAGGCCCCUACCCCAAAGAAGGAGUCUCCUGUCAAAACAGUCACACCCAAAAAGGCUCCUACUCCCAAGAAAAAUUCCCCUGUCAAAGUUGCCACUCCCAAAAAGUCCCCUGCUCCAAAGAAGGGAAAAGCCACUAAAGCCAAGGCUGCCCCACCUACCCCUGCUAGCCCCUCUCCAGUCAAACCAAGGACCACUAGACGAGGAAAGGUUGCCGCUGCUCCUAAGAAGGAAACUCCUAAGAAGAAGGUGGCCAAAAAGCCUGAACCAACUCCGGAAACCAGCCCAUCACCAGUGAAGGCCAGAACUACACGUAGAGGUGCCAAGAAACCUGUCACACCCAAGAAGGCUGCCACACCAAAGAAGGUCGCUACAAAGAAAGCAAAGGGUGAGGAAGCUGUUGUGGUGUUAACACCAGUGCAACCCAAGGGAAGGCGAGGUGCAAAGAAGGUUGCAGCUCCUACUCCUGCAGCUAGUCCUUCACCAGUGAAACCUAGAACCAGCAGAAGAGGAAAAGCUGUUACUCCCAAAAAGGCUGCUACUCCAGUUAAAGCAGCAGCAAAAACUGCAAAGAAAGCUGUGAGUCCGGUCAAGCCUGCCACGCCAGCCAAACCAGUAGCAAGGCGAGGCAAGAGAGGUGCUCCAGUGGAACCAGCAGUCAGUGAAGCAAGUCCUGCCAAGAAGCCAACCCCUGCACCUAAACCAGAAACUCCCAAAGCCCCAACACCUAAAGUAACAAGGAGAGGAAAGAAAGCUGCCCCUAAAGCUGCUACUCCCAAAGCUCCUACACCUAAAGUUACCAGACGAGGUAAGAAAGCAGCUCCAACCAAAGCAGCUACUCCAGUAAAACCAGCCCCUGAACCCAAAAGUGUGACCCCUAAAGCACCUUCACCUAAAGUGACCAGGCGAGGAGGUAAGCGUGGUGCUCCAGCUGCGGUGUCCCCAGCCCCUGUGAAGAAGGCUGCCCCAGCAAAGAAGGCCCCUGCUGCCAAGAAAGUAGUAGAGAAGCCUGAAAGUCCUGUUAAACCUGCAACACCGAAACCUUCAAGGUCAACUCGAGGAAAGAAGGCCGCUUCCCCAGUAAAGAAGGCUGCCACCCCUAAAGUAACUCGUGGA
Owenia fusiformis is the source of this 2779-nucleotide messenger RNA. The record is from the annotation of a GenBank genome assembly. NCBI's taxonomy places the organism in Eukaryota, Metazoa, Annelida, Polychaeta, Sabellida, Oweniidae.